Bufo gargarizans (Asiatic toad) is the source of this 314-nucleotide messenger RNA. Its product is annotated as acylphosphatase-2-like. The transcript is spliced from 4 exons. NCBI's taxonomy places the organism in Eukaryota, Metazoa, Chordata, Amphibia, Anura, Bufonidae. Gene Ontology annotation, molecular function: acylphosphatase activity. The record is from RefSeq and is a predicted model, not a curated record. The coding region runs from base 1 to 297 and encodes 98 amino acids.
AUGACUUCUACAGGACUGUGGUCUGUCGACUACGAAGUUUACGGAGAUGUUCAGGGGGUAUUCUUCAGAAAGUAUACAGAAGACCAAGCCAAACGUGUUGCUGUUGUUGGAUGGGUCAAAAAUACUCCACAUGGAACAGUUACUGGGCAAGUCCAAGGAUCAAAGGAAAAAGUGGAAAUAAUGAAAAAUUGGCUGAGAAAUGUUGGCAGUCCAAUGUCCCGAAUUGACAAGGCUGUUUUCUCAAAUGAAAGGCAGAUACAAGAUCUGGAAUAUACAAAUUUCAAGACAAAGUACUAACAGUUUACUUAACUUGG